CAUCCAAAGACUUUCCAGUUGCAUCGAGUUGCGUUUUCGAUGAAGCGUGUGCGUCCGGAGUCCGAACAAGUGGCCUCCUUUGACCCGGCCUCUGCACGGAAAGUGCACCAAAGUGAUGAUUUGGGAGUCACCUUUUACAAGUACCCACCCAAUGCAGAGGUGAGUGUCCGGCAGUUUGAGGACUAUACAGCCAGCCGAUUGAAGCUUUUGCACGCCAUCGACCGAGCAUGCAACAGUCAAGAGCUCCGAUUGGAACAGAUGAAAGACUCCAUCAGGCCGAAGCUAGGAAAUGAGUUUCGGGAAUCGGGCCUUGAGCUGGUCUACCCAGAGACGAAAGCCAGGAUGGAGACCUUUCGAUUGGAGAAAGUAGAGUUCCAAAGUCGGGACAGCAUUUCCCAUUUUGCACUCCGUUUGGCCUUUUGCAAGAGCCGUGAUGCGCGAGAGUGGUUCCUCCGUCAAGAGCAACGGCUCUUUGUGCUACGUUUUGAAGCACUGAAUGCCGAGGCUCGUGAGGCCUUCUUGGGAUCCGAAGGAAUUGAAUGCAACAGGUUCGUGGAGACAGAGGGCGAGAAGAUGACCUUGAAGAUGUUGCAGAGAUGUACUCCUGGUGCAAAGAUAUGGGUGGAGAAGAGUGGAACGAAGGUACCGGAAUUCGACCAGACGUUCUAUGUGAUGCCCUUUCGGGCGGUGCCGGAGAAGUUAAUCUCGGGCCGCCGGGUGGUGUUGCAGCGUGGGAAAGCCUACGUUCCAGCAAGCCUGCUGAAGCUGGUGAUCACGAAGCGCUUCAAAGAGAACUUGGCUGAAGCUCUGGAGGUGGCAUUCCACGGUCAACAUGCUGCUCUCAUGGAUCCGAGGGUGGGUGGUUUUCUGCGAGUCUUGCAGGACUAUGGAUUGCAGUUGGUGGCAGGUCCGCGCUCAUCCUCCGAGGAGCCUAGGGAGAAGCUGUCAUUACAAAACUUUGAAGAGCUUUUGCCGCGCUCCUUCCCGCCCUGCAUGCGACGACUGGUGGAGAAGCAACGCGAAACCACGAAGCACUUGAAGCAUGCUGGGCGGUUGCAGCUAAGGCCCUUCCUCAAGGCUUGUGGAUUCACCUUUGAGGAGUCCUGCCAGUGGUGGAAGAAGGAGUUAUGUCGAGAUCCAUUGAUCACCAGCGAGACCUAUGAAAAGAGCUAUCACUAUGACAAUGAGCAUGCCUACGGCAAAAAGGGUCAUCAUCAGGGGCAAAACUGUUUUGGAUGCCCGAAGAUCAUUGGUUCGCCAGGAGAGGCACCUGGACAGGUUCACGGUUGCGUCUUCAAGCAGCUCGAACCCUCUGCUUUGCAAAACCAACUGCAAAGAUGGCAAGUGCCCUUACCUGCGAUGAUGGAAAUCCAGAGGCUCAUCAAGGAAGGCAAGCACUACCAACUUGCUUGUAUCGAAUACUUCAAGUCGCAGCACCCCUUGAGCGAUGGGGAAGGGGUGGGCAACUCACCAGUGGAUUUCUUCCGAAGUAGUGUUCGCUUUCACAAGGAGAAGGAAAAGGAGAAGGGGACGACGAGCCCUACCAAGGAAGUUGCGGCUGUGGCGUCCGAGAUGCCACAGGCGAUAGCGGCGGCAUGAAAUUCGAACAUGGUCGCAUAGAGGCAGUGAUGGAGAUGAAUGGAGACCCAUUCAUAUCCUGCUUGAAAUGCUCAGAAUCACUUCCGGUUCAGGGUUGGGUGGGCAAGGAAGGCAGCGCUGUGGUCAUCCAGUGACUGCAAUGUGCUUCUACUCCUGGGGCGAGAAGAGGCUUUGGGGUGAGCCUCGCGAAGCAAAAGAAAGGGGUGG
Durusdinium trenchii is the source of this 1806-nucleotide messenger RNA. The record is from the annotation of a GenBank genome assembly. Lineage: Eukaryota; Dinophyceae; Suessiales; Symbiodiniaceae.